Messenger RNA from Diversispora eburnea, 594 nucleotides. The record is from the annotation of a GenBank genome assembly. NCBI's taxonomy places the organism in Eukaryota, Fungi, Glomeromycota, Glomeromycetes, Diversisporales, Diversisporaceae.
AUGUUUGCUGUGAAUCUUUCCAAUUGCAAUCCAAUUCGCACUACCGAUAUCGACGAUAAUAGUAAUAUCAACACGACUGGAAAUAACAUAACAUCAUCAUCGUCAAUACUUUCAAAGCGAAGAAAAAAUUAUAAUGGUCAAGCAACAUUUUAUACUGUAGGUCUAGGCGCUUGUGGACAUCAUAAUAACAAUAAUCAACAUGUAGCUGCUAUAUCACAUGGCUUAUUUGAUUCAAUUCCUUCUCCAAACCCUAAUAAAAAUAAAUUUUGUGGUAAAAAAGCAAGAAUUUUUCGAGGUAAAAAAUCGGUGGUGGUUACGAUAGUUGAUAGAUGUGGUGGAUGUAAUUACGAAGAUAUAGCUUUUAAUAAAAUCGCGAAACCUUCUGAAGGAAGAGUUAAUCGUCUGACACAUGACUGGAAAAAUAAAACUAAGAAGAAAGCUACUGAAACUGAAAAUCAAUGUAAAGCAAGACUGGCUAGAGAAAGAGAACAAAAGCACAAGAGAAGAGUAUUUAAUAAAGGACUUGGCUUAGAAUUUGUUGAUAAGCACUCUAAUAAAGAAAACAAUAUGGAAAAACAACAAAGGUUUAAGUAG